AGGAAGGUAUGUGACCUGUAAAAUACCAUACCGCUUGGCUCGGUCUCCAUCGGCCUAGUUAUCGGCGAGUCUCUCGCUCUCGUACCUGACUCUGGGGGUGUGAUUGUGGGCAGAAUUCUCUUACGGUACGCAGUGCCGCGUGCGGGUGGCCCUCGUUAAUUUUCCUCAUCCUUCCAUUCAAUCUCGUUUUUACUAUGCGCGAUUUUCCAACCGCUUGCAACGAGGCGUUUUUUUCCUUACCAUUGACCAUACUAAUUUCCAUUGAUUCGAAUAAUCAUAAUCAUCAAAUUUGCCGUCAAAGUUCCAGAAAAUUUGAGACCACCAGGGAAGGGCAAAAUAAGGAUAAGACAAUGACAAGAAACACUAUCGGUUUCUGUUAUCUUCCUUCCCUGCAGCAAAUGACAAGUCAGGGUUUUGCAUCAAUUUACAUUUUUGAUUUCAUAUUUCAUUUUUCUUAUAUUUUUUUUUUCUCUUUCUCCUGUUGACCUCCUUGCAGAGGCAGAAGAAAGACUCAUCUUCUCGAAUCCAAUAGUAGCAGUCGACAGAGAGGACGAGAAUCCAAGUAGGGUAAAAUAAAAAUGUUCCGUUACUGGUGCAUACGAGACAUACAGGGCAAACAAACAAAACUAACAUUGUUUCUGCUUGGCCAACUUUGGUGCAGCAAAAUACUCCGUCUGGUUUACUUCAGAGUUUCCCUACUUACGGUUACCAUUCAAGGGCCGUCCUACCCGACCUUCCCGUCACCAAUAACCACGAGCUCAGCCAACCGGGAAAGCGCAAGGGGCAACUUGGAAAAGGAAAAUCCCAUCCCAUGCCAUUUCCGGGUGCAGGGCAAAACGAGUGUAAAUUAAAAACAGAAAUAGUAAACAGAUACAAUGUCGAGUCGAUGACACUGCAUGGUUUGAUUAUGAUACGAUGCUUCGGACAGGGUUUAAUCAAUGGAUCAUCGCGAGACUCCAUUCGAGAGUCGUAGAAUCAAACCGCCUCCAUGGUCGGUGGUCCCG
Molecule: messenger RNA, 1004 nt
Organism: Aspergillus pseudonomiae
Lineage: Eukaryota; Fungi; Ascomycota; Eurotiomycetes; Eurotiales; Aspergillaceae
Exons: 1
Coding region: 195-485 (96 amino acids)
Source: RefSeq, a predicted model, not a curated record